AUGAAACUUGCAACUCAAAAUUCCUAUAAACUCGUAAAUAAAAUUAAGAGACAAACGAAAGAUUUCGUUGAACAGCAUAACGGCGAAAAAAAACAAUAUUUGCUUAGACAUUGGGGCUUAUGUGGGGGUGGGAUGAUUCAUAAAUGUUGUAAUUUACAAUUCUCAACUAGAGACGAACUGUCUAAUACGAACUUAUAA
Messenger RNA from Clunio marinus, 198 nucleotides. The record is from the annotation of a GenBank genome assembly. NCBI's taxonomy places the organism in Eukaryota, Metazoa, Arthropoda, Insecta, Diptera, Chironomidae.